This is a messenger RNA of Glarea lozoyensis ATCC 20868, 900 nucleotides long. RefSeq names its product (Trans)glycosidase. NCBI's taxonomy places the organism in Eukaryota, Fungi, Ascomycota, Leotiomycetes, Helotiales, Helotiaceae. The transcript has a single exon. The record is from RefSeq and is a predicted model, not a curated record. Bases 1 to 900 code for a protein of 299 amino acids.
AUGUAUACCACCCUCCUCACCCUCGCUCUGGCAUUAGCCCAAACCUCAACCGCAACUCCUACACCCACCCUCCUCGACCGCGCAACUCAAGCCCGCGCAGCCGCCAUUUGGACACCCACCGCCGGCACAACCUGGCAAAUGCAACUCUACGGCAGCGUCACAAAGCUCGACUUCCCCGUCGAAGUCUACGACAUCGACGUCCUCGACAACCUCAACACCGGCGUCAUCGCCAAACUCCACGCCGCCAACAAAAAAGUAGUCUGUUACUUUUCAGCGGGCAGUUACGAGAACUGGCGCACCGACACUAAGGAGUUCGGACUUACCGGCAAAGACGAUGUGAACAUCGGUAAACCGAUGAUUGGCUGGGACGGCGAAUGGUGGUUCCAAACCAGCAGCACCAAAGUGCGCGAUCUGAUGCGCAGUCGGAUUAAGAAAGCAGCGGCGGCGGGAUGCGAUGCUAUUGACCCCGACAACAUCGACGGCUACGACAGCGACGACGAAGAGCCGAACAAAACAGGCUUCAACCUCUCACUUGCCAGCGCGACCGAAUACGUCAAGUUCCUCGCCGCCGAAGCGCACGCCUUGGGAAUGGGAAUGGGACUCAAAAACGGCCUCGAUCUCAUCCCGAACGUGCUGAACGACGUGCAAUUCCAGGUACAGGAACAAUGUGCGCAGUUUCCUGCGAAGGAUGAUAGUUUAGGUUCCGAGUGUUUGUACUCGCAGCCGUUCAUCAAGGCGAACAAACCGGUUUUCCAUGUCGAGUAUCCAACGGGUGAGACGCUGAGUAAUACUAUUCCGGCGGCGGAGAAGAAGAAGGAUUGUCAGGAUCCGAAUGCGAAGGGGUUUUCGAGCAUUAUGAAGGGUUUGGAUUUGAUGGAGAAGAUUGCUUUUUGUACUUAG